This is a messenger RNA of Rhizophagus irregularis DAOM 181602=DAOM 197198, 1410 nucleotides long. Lineage: Eukaryota; Fungi; Glomeromycota; Glomeromycetes; Glomerales; Glomeraceae. The record is from RefSeq and is a predicted model, not a curated record.
AUGACUUCUAUAUUCCAUUCCGGUCUCUCAAAAGAUCUUUUAUCAAUAUUAAAUGAUGCUGACGAUCAUAACGUUAUUAUUCAAGUUGGUGAAAACCAAAACACAAAAGAAUUUCGUGCUCAUUCAGUAAUUUUACGUGCUCGUUCUCCUUAUUUUAAAAGUGCCUUUUCUGCCGAUUGGAUUACAAAGAAAAAUAACAUGAUUAUAUUUAACAAACCAAAUAUCACUCCGAAAGUUUUUGACAUGAUUUUAAAAUAUAUUUAUACCGGUGAACUUGAUUUGGCAAAACAAUCGGGUGAAGAUAUUCUUGGUUUAUUAGUUUCUUCUGAUGAAUUACUUAUCGAUGAAUUAUUCAACCAUGUUCAAGAUUAUUUAAUCGAAAAACAAACUAGUUGGGUUCAAAAAAAUUUUGUUCUUGUUCUCCAUACUGUGUUUCAACUCACUAGUUGCAAGAAAUUACAAGAUUAUUGUCUUGAAUCUAUCUGUGAAGAUCCAGAACCAUUCAUCUCUUCAAAAACGUUUCUUUCGUUAGAUAAAGAUAUUCUUUUUGGUUUACUCAAACGGAAUGACUUGCAAAUUAAAGAAAUUGCCGCUUGGGAUUGUUUAAUUAAAUGGGGUAUUGAACAAACACCUGGUUUAGGAAGUAAGAAUAGUGAUAGAACCAAAUGGAAUAAUGAAAAUUAUGAAGCAUUAAAAAAAACUUUAAACAAAUUUAUUCCUCUUAUUCGGUUUGUGGAAAUUUCUUCUGAAGAUUUUUUUGAUAAAGUUCGUCCUUAUAAAGCUAUUAUUCCUCACCAUAUUUAUGAAGAAGUCGCUGAAUUUUAUUAUAAAAAAACUUUACCAAAAACUACAACAUUGCCACCUCGUACGGGAAAAUCAGGAUCAUUAACAUCAACAAUUAUUAAACCAAAACUCAUAAAUAUAAUUUCUAAUUGGAUUGAUAGAAAUAAUUCAGCAGCUCACUCAAACAAUGACAAGUAUAAAUUUAGUCUUAUUUAUUUGAUGAGCCGUGAUGGAUUUGAUUACAGAACAUUUUAUAAUAAAUGUAAUGGACAAGGACCAUUUGUAGUAUUAAUAAGAGUUCAAUCAAAGAAAAUCUAUGGUGGUUAUAAUCCAAUUGGAUAUGCGGGGAGAAAUAAUCGUUGGUUGUCUUCAAUAGAAAGUUUUAUCUUUUCUUUCGAAAAUGAUCAAGAUAUACAUAAUAUGAAAAUUGGCAGGGUAACUAAUACAACCUAUUCUGUAUAUGAUAAUCGCAAUUCUAAUAAUUUCUUUAAUUUUGGAGGUGAUUUAUAUAUCAGCGAACAAAAUCUUUAUGUUGGGUUUAAUAGUGCUCAUUAUGAAAAUAUUUUCGGUGGAGGUCAAUCACCUUCUAUUGAAGAAAUUGAAGUAUUCAGUGUGAUUAAAAAAUAA